Messenger RNA from Priapulus caudatus, 335 nucleotides. Its product is annotated as zinc transporter 9-like. The transcript is spliced from 3 exons. The record is from RefSeq and is a predicted model, not a curated record. Gene Ontology annotation, cellular component: membrane. Gene Ontology annotation, molecular function: monoatomic cation transmembrane transporter activity. Lineage: Eukaryota; Metazoa; Priapulida; Priapulimorpha; Priapulimorphida; Priapulidae. The annotation marks the transcript as partial. Gene Ontology annotation, biological process: transmembrane transport; zinc ion transport.
AAAUUUUGCCAACUUCAUGUUCAAGAUGGCAGCAUGGCUGUAUACGGGUUCCCACUGUAUGUUUUCCGAGAUGAUUCACUCAAUGGCCGACACUAUCAACCAGCUGAUCCUGGCUUGGGGAGUCCAUCAGUCAAUCAAGCGACCAGAUCCAAACCACCCGUAUGGCUACUCGAACAUGAGGUACGUGUCGUCGCUCAUCAGCGGCGUCGGCAUCUUCUGCUUCGGCACUGGUCUGUCCGUCUACCACGGCAUCAAGGGCCUCGUGCACCCGCAGGAGAUCGAAUCACUCUACUGGGCCUUCUUCGUGCUUGGCGGCUCCCUGCUCUCAGAGGGAU